Messenger RNA from Colius striatus (speckled mousebird), 6810 nucleotides. RefSeq names its product calcium voltage-gated channel subunit alpha1 H (gene CACNA1H). Gene Ontology annotation, molecular function: voltage-gated sodium channel activity; low voltage-gated calcium channel activity. Lineage: Eukaryota; Metazoa; Chordata; Aves; Coliiformes; Coliidae. The transcript has 26 exons. The record is from RefSeq and is a predicted model, not a curated record. Gene Ontology annotation, biological process: neuronal action potential; calcium ion import; membrane depolarization during action potential. The coding region runs from base 67 to 5013 and encodes 1648 amino acids. Gene Ontology annotation, cellular component: neuron projection; voltage-gated sodium channel complex; voltage-gated calcium channel complex.
CUGUGGAAGGCUUUUGGCAGCAAGCUGAAGAAGAUUGUGGAGAGCAAGUACUUCAACCGAGGGAUUAUGAUAGCCAUUCUUAUCAACACGCUGAGCAUGGGCAUCGAGUACCACGAGCAGCCGGACGAGUUGACCAACGCCUUGGAGAUCAGUAACAUCGUCUUCACAAGCAUGUUUGCCCUGGAGAUGCUCCUGAAACUCCUUGCCUUUGGCCUCUUUGGCUACAUCAAGAACCCAUACAACAUCUUUGAUGGGAUCAUAGUUGUCAUCAGUGUCUGGGAGAUCAUUGGCCAAUCGGACGGAGGCCUCUCUGUGCUACGGACUUUCCGGCUGCUCCGGGUGCUCAAGCUGGUGCGUUUCAUGCCUGCCCUUCGUCGCCAGCUGGUGGUCCUGAUGAAGACCAUGGACAAUGUAGCUACUUUCUGCAUGUUGCUUAUGCUCUUCAUCUUUAUCUUCAGCAUUCUUGGCAUGCAUCUUUUUGGAUGCAAGUUCAGCCUGAAAACUGAUACAGGAGAUACAGUUCCAGACAGAAAGAAUUUUGAUUCCUUACUUUGGGCCAUUGUGACCGUUUUUCAGAUCCUCACUCAAGAAGACUGGAAUGUGGUCCUGUAUAAUGGGAUGGCAUCUACAUCCUCAUGGGCAGCACUCUACUUUGUGGCCCUGAUGACCUUUGGCAAUUAUGUACUCUUCAACCUUCUUGUUGCCAUCCUGGUGGAAGGCUUCCAGGCAGAGGGUGAUGCCAAUAGGUCAGACACAGAUGAGGAUAAGACAUCUGCCAACUUCGAUGAUGAUUUUGAGAAGCUGAAAGACCUCCGAGCAACAGAGAUGAAGAUGUACUCACUUGCUGUCACCCCGAAUGGACACCUGGAGGGCAGGGGAAGCAUGCCACCUCCAAUAAUCAUGCGCACUGCUGCUACACCAAUGCCCACACCAAAGUGUUCCCCACACAUGGAUUCAGUGCACACUUUUGUGGACUCAAGGAGAGGGAGUAACGCUUCUCUGGACCCCUUGAGCUAUGAUCAGAAGUCCUUGUCCAGCCUCCGCAGUUCCCCUUGUGCCAACUGGGGCACCAGCAGCAACUGGGGAAGCCGCCGCUCGAGCUGGAACAGCCUGGGCAGAGCCCCAAGCCUUAAGAAGAAGAACCAGUCAGGAGAAAGGGAGUCCUUGCUGUCUGGGGAGGGAAAGGGCAGCACAGACGAUGACUCCGAUGAUGCCAAGUCCAGCACAGUCAGCAGGCCCUCAUUGCACCGCCGGGCAGAGUCCCUGGACUACCGCAGCUCCCUGGAUUUACCCGAGCUGCUCCAACUGCCCACCAUGCGCCACUCGCUCAGCAUCAGCCCCGUGGCCGUUCUGCCUGCCGAGUACCAAGACUGCAAUGGCAAGAUGGUUCACGUCCCCAGCGAGUUCUUCCUGCGUGUCGAUGGCCACAAGGAAGAUGCUGCAGACUAUGAGGAUGACAUGGAGGAUAGUUACUGCUACCGAAUUCGUAAAGUCCUGGAGCCCUACAAGCCACAGUGGUGCAAGACUCAUGAAGACUGGUCUCUCUACUUGUUUUCACCACAGAAUCGGUUCCGAGUGAUGUGCCAGAAGGUCAUUGCCCACAAAAUGUUUGAUCACGUGGUACUAGUCUUCAUAUUUCUCAACUGCAUCACUAUAGCACUGGAGCGACCAGACAUAGACCCACACAGCACAGAAAGGGUAUUCCUAAGUGUUUCUAAUUACAUCUUCACUGCAAUCUUUGUAGCUGAAAUGAUGGUUAAGGUGGUAGCUCUUGGCUUUUUCUCUGGGGAGAACACCUAUCUGCAGAGCAGCUGGAAUGUCCUGGAUGGAGUCCUGGUCUUUGUGUCUAUCAUUGACAUUAUUGUCUCCAUGGCAUCGGCGGGUGGAGCAAAGAUCCUGGGUGUCCUUCGUGUUUUGAGACUUCUGCGGACCUUGAGACCCCUUCGAGUCAUCAGCAGAGCCCCGGGUCUGAAGCUGGUGGUAGAAACCUUGAUCUCCUCCUUAAGGCCUAUUGGGAAUAUUGUUCUCAUCUGCUGUGCUUUCUUCAUUAUCUUUGGGAUUUUAGGAGUCCAGCUUUUUAAAGGCAAGUUCUACUACUGUGAUGGUCCCGAUGUAAAAAACAUCACUACGAAGACUGACUGCACUAACGCACACUACAGAUGGGUUCGGCGGAAGUACAAUUUUGACAACUUGGGACAGGCCCUCAUGUCCUUGUUUGUCCUUUCCUCCAAAGACGGCUGGGUGAACAUCAUGUACGAUGGUUUGGAUGCUGUGGGUAUUGACCAACAGCCCAUCCAGAACCAUAACCCAUGGAUGCUUCUCUACUUCAUCUCCUUCCUGCUCAUCGUCAGCUUCUUCGUGCUCAACAUGUUUGUGGGGGUGGUGGUGGAGAACUUUCACAAGUGCCGACAGCACCAGGAGGCGGAGGAGGCCCGGCGGCGGGAGGAGAAGCGGCUGAGACGCUUGGAGAAAAAGCGCAGGAAAGCCCAACGCAGGCCUUACUAUGCUGACUAUUCCCCAGCACGGAAGUACAUUCACACCCUCUGCACCAGCCACUAUCUGGACCUCUUCAUCACAUUCAUCAUUGGGGUCAAUGUCAUCACUAUGUCAAUGGAGCACUACAACCAGCCAAAGUCCCUGGAUGAAGCCCUGAAGUACUGCAACUAUGUGUUCACCAUAGUUUUUGUGUUCGAGGCACUUCUGAAGUUGGUGGCGUUUGGUUUUCGGAGGUUCUUUAAGGACAGGUGGAAUCAGCUGGAUUUGGCCAUAGUUCUCUUAUCAAUUGUGGGAAUCACACUGGAGGAAAUUGAGAUGAAUGCUGCACUGCCCAUCAAUCCCACAAUAAUACGCAUCAUGCGGGUGCUGAGAAUAGCAAGAGUGCUGAAACUGCUUAAAAUGGCCACUGGGAUGCGAGCUCUUCUGGACACAGUGGUACAAGCACUUCCCCAGGUAGGGAACCUUGGCCUACUUUUUAUGCUCCUGUUUUUUAUCUAUGCUGCCCUGGGAGUGGAAUUGUUUGGCAAGCUAGACUGCAGUGAAGAAAAUCCUUGUGAAGGUCUGAGCCGGCAUGCGACUUUCACCAACUUCGGCAUGGCCUUCCUCACCCUCUUCAGGGUGUCCACAGGGGACAACUGGAAUGGUAUCAUGAAGGACACUCUACGGGAAUGCACUCGGGAAGACAAGCACUGCCUCAGUUACCUGCCUGUUAUCUCUCCUGUCUACUUUGUCACCUUCGUCCUCAUCGCACAGUUCGUCCUGGUUAACGUGGUGGUGGCAGUGCUGAUGAAGCACUUAGAGGAGAGCAACAAGGAGGCCAAGGAGGAUGCUGAGAUGGAUGCUGAGAUCGAGUUGGAGAUGUCCAGAGGAACAACCACCUUGGCCACCGGUGGGAGCAGGGGAGGAGCAGUGGCCCCGGAGAGCAGGGCACCCUACAGAAGUCAGGAGGCUGUGAAGUCAGAGUCAGCGGUGCAGGUGAAGCACCAAACCCUGGCCUGCGCAGCCUCUCUGGGGCCACAGGACUCGCAGAACCUGCUGACAGUCCGCAAGAUCUCUGUGUCCCGGAUGCACUCCUUGCCCAACGACAGCUACAUGUUCCGGCCCGUGAUGCCAGCCAAAGCCCCUUUCCCCCUGCACGAGGUGGAGAUGGAAACGUAUCCCUGCAAAUCCCAAAGAGGGUCCAUCACCUCCAUCCGCUCCCAGCCCGUGGGAACCUGUUCCUCUCUGCGAGUCCCAACAGAGUCCCUGCAGCUGGCAGUCCACUCCCCCAGCCACGACGGCCGUCACCGCUGGAAGAUCCUUCCCCCCCACGUCACACCCCGGUCUCCUACACUCAACAAGCUGCUGUGCAGACAGGAGGCCAUUCGAAGGGACUCAGUGGACGGGCAGGCGGCAGGCCGCAAGGACAGCCUCCCAGCAGAGCCUGGAGACACGCUAGCACCGGCAAAGCAGCCCCAGAGCACCUUUCCCCCCAGCCAGCUCCGUCCCGCAGCCGCCUCCCUGCCGGGCUCCCCGCCAGGCUCCCCGCACCGGCACCCCGCCGCGCUGGUGCGGAAGCACAGCUGCAGCCAGCAUGGGGGCCGCAGCCAGCCACCCAGCCCCGGCAGCAGCCCUCACCACCCCGAGGGCUGCCUCUUCGAGUCCUCCGACCUGGCUGAUGAGGAGGUUUGCCACAUCAACAGCUCGGCCAAAGACUGGGCAGGGGAGCACUCGGACACCGGGAGCCGCUCGACCUCACCGUUCGUCUCCCCGGCCCCGUCUCCUGCGCCCCUCAAGAACUGCAGCACGAGCAGCCUCUCCAGGGGCAGCAGCAAGGAGAAGGACUUGAAGAAAUUUUACAGCAUCGAUACGAAGGGCUUCCUCAACAAGCCCAGCUGGGCAGACGACCAAAGGCGGCACUCCAUCGAGAUCUGCCCCUCCGUCAGCGACGGGGACUGCGGCUUUGAGGACCCUGCCGAGGAGAAGCAGCGGUCUCCCGCCCGAAUCCAGAUGGAGUCCGAGUACAUCCACGGAGCCCGGAGGAAGAAGAAGAUGAGCCCGCCCUGCAUUUCUAUAGAUCCUCCCAUGGAGGACGACAGCGGGGCGGCCUCGCGCACCAAAGCCUCAGAGAACAGCAUGCUGCGGCGAAGGACCCCGUCCUGCGAGUUCCCGGCCUACAGAGAGCCCCUGGAGCUGGCCGAGAGCCAGCCCGGGGAGACGGCCUCCAAAGCGGAGCGCCGGGGGCAGCCCCCGUGCCACGGGGAGCACCUCACCAUCCCCAACUUCUCCUUCGAGCAGUUGGAGGGCAGCUCCCUGAGCAGCCUCUCGGAUCUCCUCCUGGACAGUGGUCAGUCCACGCCGGCCUCCGUGGACUCCCGGCCGGACCCCGAACUGAAAAGCCCGGAUCACUCAAAGACUCAGCGGAGCAACGCCGAGAGAAGCAAAGAGCUCCUGGGCACAGCUAAGGGCCCCCUCCGGAAGCAGGACUUGGUCCCCGUGACUGUUGCGACAGAAGAAGACAUCGAUGACCCCGUAUAGCUUUCUGGGAGGGGGGAGCGGGGGGUGGUCUCAAGGGCUUGACACCAAUGUGGGGUUUCCAACCCGAAGGGACUGAGCGGCCGCAGGUCCGUGGGUGGCCGCUCGCUCGCUCGGGGUCGGGGUUUUUUUCCUUUCACUUGUUCUGAAGCGCUGUGGAGGUUUGCAAAGAAACCCCCAAACACAACACAACGAAACACAGGCGAUGAAAGGAAACAAAAAUCAUCAGACAGAAACCAAACAAAUGGCUGGACGAAGCGGUGGCGGGUUUGGGGUCGGGAGGAGCGGGUUGGCAAAGCGGUUCGGGGGCUUCUUUUCUAAAGGGAAGGUGGAGCCGAUGCAGGGGGCCGCAUCGCUCCCCCCGCCCCACCCCGCGGCCUCGAUCACAUUGAUUCGGGCUGGAGGAGGCGGCGGUUGGGAUUUAGGGGAUUCUCCUCGGGUUUUGUUGUUGGUUUGGGUUUGUUUUCUGUUUUUUAAAGAUGCUCAACUUUUAACAAGGCACCUUUUUGAGACGUCACAUGAGGCGGGAGUGCCCAGGAGCUGGGGGCUGUACAUUGUCUGUAUAUCAGCAGUUCUAUACAUAGAAACAACGUAUUUGUGAGAUACAAAACAAGGAACAAAAAAAAGACAAAAAAAAAAAAAAAGAGAAAAUACCCACGAGAAUUCUCUCUUCAUAAUGCACAUAUUUUUAUAGAGAAAUGACACUCCUUUUUGCAUUACGUGUGACUCCGCAGCUGGGUGGUGUUGCCUCGGGUUUUACGUGGAACUAAUUACUCUUACUACGGCCGUUUGUUUUCCAAACGUUUCUCUCCUCGCUUUAGUUUCCCUCCUUCCCCUUCCCUCCGCCACCACCAUCAUCCCACCGGCUUCUUUUCGCAGCUGACACUUCAUAGACGUCUCGCUCGGUUUUCCUUUUGUCCUUUAGAGGUUGUCCUAACUACAGCAAAAGAAAGAAACCAAAUCACUACUGAACUGUAGCCAGUGCAAUAAUAAGUAAGUUAUUCAUUCUUCUCGUCCGUGCGACUGUCCUGUUGCUUGCGGUUGUGGCUGGGAUUCCGUUUCCUCUUUUUGAACUGAAAUUCAGGUUAAAUGUCGCAAUAAUCUGAACUAACGUGCACAAACUCGGUUUCUUGUGUGGAAAAACAGACAAAAAAAAUACGAAAAACAAAGGGAAAAAGUGAAAUUUACAGAGAGAUUAAAAAAAGAAACGAAACAAAUAAAUAGUAAAUUAUUUAAGAAAUGUAUUUUGUUUACUGCAGUUUGAAGUAAGUUAUUGACACAGCGUGUAAAGGUUAUGGAGCCAUCUGAGGUGAUGUUCUCUGUGAGCAUUUAAGCUGACGACUUCUCGCCCUGGUUGGGGCAGAGGCCCUCGAGGCCCCGGGCUGGCCGGAGCCGUCCGUUUGCACUCUUUCCGUCGGUCUUCCCUCCGCGUUGGCCUCCCAGGGCCCGUCCUGGCCAGCUCCGGCCGAGAAGCCUCUAGAGGAAUCCAGGUCACCUGUCAACACCACUGCUUCGGGUUGGGGCUUUUUUGUUUGUUUGCAGUUUUGGGGUUGAUUUUGUCUUUUUGUAGCCUCUGGUCCCUGCCCCCUUUCCUUCCCCCUCCAUCCAGGCCCUCUCCCCGUGGAAAGCUGAUGUUGGAGAAGCGCGGCGCUGAGGCCGUCGCGAGGACGCGCCGUCGGCCCGAGCACCCAGGAAAAGACCUGCAGGGGAAAAAGAGAGAAAUCAGUUAAACCCAUCGGUUCUGUUCGGUUCGUUCCAUGCCGCCUCAUAUUUAUGCAUUCACAUAUAUCUUCUGUUAUU